GUUUAUUUUGAGGGAAAGGAUUUCAAAUUCAUUUGUUUGUAGCUUGCUUCCGUAAUGCGCUGCUUUUGUUGUCUAGCAACAUUUGGAAUGUAUUGCCAUAGAACAUAAAAUACCAUAAGCUCUAUCAAAAAGAUAGCGGUUAUUGUGGGUGGUAAGGCAGCUCUUACCUUUUUCAGAAAAGGAAAUAUGGAUAAAAAGGACAAAUAGUCAACAGGGGGAUGAACACCAAGGCUUUUACAGAGUGUUAGCAUUUAGGCAUGCGUUUUUAUAAGCCACAUCAAGUAAUUAACUAUCAUCCCAAGUCUGCAGCUGGGAGUGUAUACGUUAAGUACAAGGAGCGGUGCCAAGCACGGUGAUGUGGCAAAUUAUACCUUUACAUGGCCGAAUUGAACACCAACUUCACCGCCUCUGACUAGCUCUACCGGCGCUGUAAAAUAACAAAAUUUCCGAUAAUGAGGUAUCCGCAUAGUCUACAACUGUUGCUACCUCUUCACACUUUCUCUACUGAAUUAGGGAGGAUAAGUUCAAAUUUCUCUUUCACCAUUUUCAUUCAAUCAUAUUGGCCUAAAAAUAGUACUAAACGAAUAAAAGGAUCGGCAUUUUUUUUUUAUACGAUAUGCUUGAAUAUUGUGUUUCAAUGUCAUUCACAUUAAUUCGUAGUAUUGCCUUUUUAAAAUUAUACUUUCGUACUGGUUUCCAAAUUCAACUCCUUGGCUUCGGUCCCGAGUCCCUGCUAUUACUCAUUUCAUAUUAAAAUUUUUCGUAUUGGAACUUCGUAAUCCACAUCAAUGGGGAUGUGUUUUA
Molecule: messenger RNA, 804 nt
Organism: Phytomonas sp. Hart1
Lineage: Eukaryota; Euglenozoa; Kinetoplastea; Trypanosomatida; Trypanosomatidae
Source: the annotation of a GenBank genome assembly